Molecule: messenger RNA, 983 nt
Organism: Aphis gossypii (cotton aphid)
Lineage: Eukaryota; Metazoa; Arthropoda; Insecta; Hemiptera; Aphididae
Exons: 3
Coding region: 195-914 (239 amino acids)
Source: RefSeq, a predicted model, not a curated record
CCAUAAUGACGAAACGGAAUGGGAAAAAAAUCUAAUCAAAUGACGAUUUACACGACAGUAUACUUUAAAAACUAUAAAUUCUCGAGUUGUAUACGCAUCAACAAUAAAUUAUUAUAACAGUCUGAACGAGCCAAGAGAAUCGCAGUAUAAUUUUAGUGACUAUAUAUUAAAUUAUAAUAUUAUACUUGAUCUGCAUGUCAUCGUCAAGGGACACGUCACAAUGCAAAAAUUCUUCGUCAAACUUGCUUAAGUUAUUCAACGGUGGGCGUCAUGAUCAUCGUGUGGUCACCAGACAAGACCUGAUCACGGAUUACUCAAGUAAUGACGACGAUAAUAAUAACAGUCCGCGGUCUUCAACCUCUGACAAUGCCGUCGCCAUCAAUAAUUAUUACACGUGGAACUCGUCCAGAACAAACUCUCCUAUACACAAGGAGAGAGCGCAAAUCAUAUCGGCACUACAUUCGGUAAAGUCGACAUCGGAGUUGUGUCGUGGACUGACAAAUUGCGACGGUUACAAUAGAGCACAUAGAAUAAAGGAAAUCAUGUCCAUGUGCGCGGAUCGCCGAGGUGAUUUUUCAGCGGACGAGUACCAUCACCACGACCACCCUCAUCACGACCACGGUAACGAACAGGACCCCACCGUAACAGAGUCGGAUGCUGUGACAACGGCCUUGUUAACCGACGAGGAGACGUCGAACCGACGUAGUAGUUGGACGUCGUCAUAUCUCGGGGGCGCGUCGCUUUGCUGGUUGUCUACGGCCACCGACCGGGAAACGGAGGACGAUUACAACGACAAUGGCAACGAAAACAACGUAAACGCGGAAGAGGAACACUGCCGCCGAACGUCCAAGAGGCAAUUGUCGUGGUUUCGGAAGUUGAACCGGAAGUUCAGAAAUAGUCGCGACAGCCGAUAAAAUAAUAUACAACUUUAUUAUAAUAUAUAUAUUAUGUUUUACGUUAUAAUAUAACGUGUGUACCAUGCA